AUGGCGAUCGACAAUGGGCUGAACCAAGACAAGACGAACGACGGCAGCUUCACCAAUAUGACAAUGAAGCUCAAGGUCCAGAAGUUGAGGUCACAAGUAGAUGUCAAGACACGUCAGCUUCUGCUCAAGAAGCCCGCCCGACCUCGCCUCCAAGAUGGUCAGGUUGCACCGCCCACGUCAAGGGAAUGGCUGCGCUGGUAA
Colletotrichum graminicola M1.001 is the source of this 201-nucleotide messenger RNA. RefSeq lists its product as uncharacterized. The record is from RefSeq and is a predicted model, not a curated record. Bases 1 to 201 code for a protein of 66 amino acids. The transcript has 3 exons. NCBI's taxonomy places the organism in Eukaryota, Fungi, Ascomycota, Sordariomycetes, Glomerellales, Glomerellaceae.